UUCAUGUUUUCAUAUGUUAAUGAGCCUGGGAUUGGACACCGAGUCUAUUGCGCAACACCCAACUAUAUUUCUAUGAAUUAUUCUGGAUAUAAUGACAACAAAUUACAUAGUCUAGUGGGCGUAUUCACAAUAUAAUCUGGUAAUGAAAUAGCAUGACAAAUACAUGUUGUCAUCCAAGGGGCUUGAAGUAGCCUAUGUGAACUAGAAUUUGGAGCUCAGAAAUUCAAGUCCUGUAAUAGGCCUCCCUUUUCCUCAAUUUGGUGCUUGAAAAGUUCUUGUAAUUAUUGUAGCCAAUUGAUCAAUUCUCCUGCUCCCUUACAAUUAUCUGUGAUUUCAUGUUUGCGAAGUUUUUGUCAGAGAUAUGGCCACUUUCAUUUGUUUCCUGUCGCUUCAAUUGAAGGGUGUUACGCUACUCUUUUGCGGUAAAACAAUUUUGCGGUUAUUAUAAGGACGACACCUAAUGUUGGCUUCAACUUGGCAUUCCAUACAAAUCCAUCCAAUUAAAAGGGGAACUGGUCACUUUCUCAUGAUAAAAACAGCGAUUGUGAGAUUCAAAUGGUGAGAUUAAUGCUACCGAGAUUCAUUGCUUUAUAAUGUCUACCUGCGUAGGCCACAUAGGAUACAGAAAAAUGGCCAUGCAUCCAAAUGAUUUAGUCAGGCAAUAUCCACAUUAUUCUCACAUAUUUUAGAAUGUCAUAAUCAUUUGAAUAUCGAUGCAUUGGCAAGGCCCAAAAAAUGCAUUAUUCUUAAAGUGAUAAUGGCAGGUUUCUAUCCAAUUUGUGAAAUACUUUCAUGCUAAUAUUCUAAAAUCUGCAUAAACCAUUCAAUAUUCAUAAAAUCGGCACAUUUUAAGAUUUAAAUGUAUCACCUUGUACUUUCCCUACCCUGUGAAGUUCAUCAUCAUUUCUUUCAUCUGUAGCCUAGUAAACUGUAUGCUUUCCCCGACGAGUCGUAGGGGGAUGACCACACAACAUGUCAUCGCGGGUCUCCAAGUCUACUUCGAUAUGAUGGUUGUGAUAUCAACAUUUGCGCAUAAAAGCGUUUCCACCAACAUUUAUCGCAUAAUUAAUUUUACCCGCACAAAAAGAUCCCACCUUGUAUAGUGUAUUUUGUUUUGUCCACAUUUGGAAAGUUUAACGAAAGAUGUGCUUUUUCCACAACAUUUUUAGUAAUUUAGGCUACUUUACUCGCAUUAAAAGGCUGGAUGGAAACCUGGUUAGUGUCACACAUCGGCCCUAGUAUUUAUAGAAAGACCCAUCUGUAUGCGGGCUGUCAUGACCUGUGUCCCCUAGGAAAGAGGAAGUCUAAACUGAAGACCCUGAAGAUACGUCUGUUUGGGAGGACCAAGCGAGAGACCAAAUUCAGCCAGUCUGCUAGUGAUGUCACUGAGGCGGAGGGGCUGGGCUCAGCGGAGAAUCUGUGUUCAGGCGUUUUGGGAUCACGAGCGAUGUCACAUGACAGUAUCUUCCUGCCCGACCAGGAUCUGUCUAGUCCGGAGCAGCCCAGAGUUCUAUCCCAGGAGAACAUCCAAGGCAGGAUCAAAGAACUCCAGGACAAUGACCCAACACACCUCCAGGCUGUGUAAGGGCUAU
Molecule: messenger RNA, 1592 nt
Organism: Oncorhynchus tshawytscha (Chinook salmon)
Lineage: Eukaryota; Metazoa; Chordata; Actinopteri; Salmoniformes; Salmonidae
Product: CRACD-like protein
Exons: 3
Coding region: 1205-1585 (126 amino acids)
Source: RefSeq, a predicted model, not a curated record